Molecule: messenger RNA, 945 nt
Organism: Kogia breviceps (pygmy sperm whale)
Lineage: Eukaryota; Metazoa; Chordata; Mammalia; Artiodactyla; Physeteridae
Gene: OR10G3
Product: olfactory receptor family 10 subfamily G member 3
Biological process (GO): G protein-coupled receptor signaling pathway
Cellular component (GO): membrane
Molecular function (GO): olfactory receptor activity
Source: RefSeq, a predicted model, not a curated record
AUGGAAAGAGUCAACAGCACGUUGACUGAGUUCAUUCUGACAGGAAUUCCCUACCCACCCCCGCUAAAGAUGUUUCUCUUUGCGUUCUUUUUGCUAAUCUACAUCCUGACUCAUCUGGGAAAACUGCUCAUUCUAAUCACUGUGUGGGUACCCACUGUGGGGUAGCUCCACCCCCAUCCCAUGUACACCUUUCUUGGUGUUCCCUCCAUCAUCGACAUGGGCAUCUCCUUCCUCAUGAUCCCUCAUCUCAUGAUGAACUUCACUUUAGGCAUCAAACCCAUCCCAUUUGGUGGCUGUGUGGCUCAACUCUAUUUCUAUCACUUUUUGGGCAGCACCCAGUGCUUCCUCUACACCCUGAUGGCCUACGGUAGGUAGCUGGCACUAUGCGCCCCCCUGCAGUACCCCAUUCUCACGAAUGCUAAGCUGAGUACUUUGCUUGUGGCUGGAGCUUGGGUGGCAGGAUCCGGCCAUGGGGCUCUCCAGGCCAUCCUAACCUUCCGUCUGCCUUGCUGGGGGCCCAACCAGGUAGAUUACUUCUUCUGUGACAUCCCUGUAGUUUUGAGACUGGCCUGUGCUGAUACAACAGUCAAUGAGCUUCUGACCUUUGUGGACACUGGGGUAGUGGCUGCCAGUUGCUUCUUCCUGAUCCUCCUCUCCCAUAUACAGAUCAUUCAGGCCAUCCUGAGAAUCCGUACAGCUGAAGGGCAGCACUGGGCCUUUUCAACCUGUGGAGCCCAUGUAACCGGGAUAACCGUGUACUAUGUGCCCUGUGCCUUCAUCUACCUGAGGCCUGAAACCAACAGCCCCCUGGAUGGGGCAGCUGCCCUAUUCCCCACAGACAUCACUCCUUUCCUCAACCUCCUCAUCUAUACUCUGCGGAACAGAGAGGUGAAGCUGGCCCUGAAAAGAAUGAUAGGAGGCCCAGGGACUAAGAGUGAGGUUUGA